Molecule: messenger RNA, 2202 nt
Organism: Miscanthus lutarioriparius
Lineage: Eukaryota; Viridiplantae; Streptophyta; Magnoliopsida; Poales; Poaceae
Source: the annotation of a GenBank genome assembly
AUGUCCUCCUUCUGGUCAGCCAAUCUCCUUCGGGUGCAGACCUUCUACCUCCUCAGGAUCCCCCUCUGGACGAUCUGGUCCCUGAAUGCAGUUCGCAUCGUCGUGCUCUUCGUCAGCUCCGGUAAAGGUGAGACGAAUAACCAAGAGAGCAUGAGGCUGGUGAGCGACUAUAUGAGCUACGAGGACACUCUCCCAAAGCAGAAGAAGGAAUCCGCCAUGAGCGGGUACAAGUACCUGGUGUAUGGCGAGCACCACGUGCUCAAGGAAGUCCAAGAGGGCAGCAAGCGGGAAGGAAAAAGAACACUAUCUUCGUGUUUCAGGAAAUGGAGACAGCAAGUAAAAAGUGAGAGCAGCAGCAGCUACAAGAUUCAACUGUAUCCAGAUGGAGUCCACAAGGAGCAGCUCGUCACCGUAGAGACGAUAUGGAAGGGCGACAACGACAGCGGGUUGCUGGGACUGGGAGCGGGAGAAGCAGCAGGCCGUCGCAGGGACUUGUGCCUGUCGUUCGCGCUGUACAAGCUGCUGCGCCGUCGGUUCUACGAUCUCCCGAUGCACGAGAUGGACCGGCCGGCGGGCAAGGAGAAGAUGAGGCGGCUCGUCUUCGACUACGUCCUCAAGGACCGCGAGAGGGCUUUCCGCAUCACUGGGGCGGAGCUGUCAUUCCUCCAGGACCUGUUCUACAGCAAGCAUGCCACCGUGUUUGCUGGCGGGCUCCUGGUGCCGCUGCGGAGCCUGCUGCUGUCGCUGUUCCUGGCCACGGCGACGGGGUACAUCGCCUAUCCUGCCCAGUACAUACCGGAGAGGAUGGAUCCAGCCGACCGGAACAGGAUCACGCACGGUGUGUUCAUCACCCGCCUCAUGAUCGGCAUCAUCGUCCUCAAGGAGAUGCUGGAGAUUGUUCUCUACCUGUGGUCACGCUGGGCCAAAGUCCUGAUGCUGUGCACGUACGUCCAGCUCCAGCAUCGGCGCCCGGUGGUGGAGGCAGCCAUGAGGUGGUUCGUGCUCUGUUUCCGGGCCUUGUCUUCCAUGCUUUGUCGUCCUUUCUGUUUCUACUGCAAAGCCAAGCUGAGUACGGUCCGUCAGCAGAACCUUCUGGUUACAGUCUCUCAGCUGAGGCCAGGUCCCGUACCUCCAUGGACAAUCAGGAAGGUAAGCCUUAGAGGGGAAAUACUUGGAACAGCCGGCCUAGAGGAUUACACCAAGGAUGCGAUAUUGAAUCAGCUCAGGCGCUUGGACAGCGGGAAAGAAGGGAUAUCGAUUCGUAUCUGCUUCACAAACGCCUUCGGAUCAUCCAAACCCAAUACUAGUGAGAAGAAGGUGGUGUGGCCAUGUGACCUCAAGGAGGUAGACACCCACAUCAUACUGGUGUGGCACAUCGCAACCAGCCUCUGCGAGAUCUACUCUUUCAACGAGGUCAAGCCGCUCCGGGCUGAGGUGUGGCGUCCGCUGCCGUUCCUUUGCCUUCGCCGCCACACAAGGAAACCAAAUGGACCAUCAACGGCGGCACCACGGGCUCAACAGCACGACGAUGACGGCUCAACUGAAUCCGCCUGGUCUGAGCAGUACGCAACUGCAGUCACUUUAUCCAACUAUUGUGUGUAUCUGGUAAGCAAGGCUCUGGUAACGGAUAAUCGUCUCAUUGCCAGGAAGGUCCUUGAUGAGGUGAUCGGAGAAAUCGACUGCGUCAUUGUUGGGGUCGAUGAGGAAAAGCUAAAGCUCGAAGAUGUAUACAACUGUCUUAUGAAGACGGUCGACAAGCCCUGCAAGAACCCUGAUCACCGUCGUCAGGGAAGGGACCCUGCUGAUGUGGAGGAAGCAGCAACGCCACGAGAUGAUCAUCAUCAAGUGGACGACGACAAAGAAGAAGAAGAAGAGGAUGACUACUACGAAGAUCUUGACAUUGGGUGUUCCUUAACAAGGAUGGGCGCAAUGCUUGGAAAGAAGCUGACGGAGGUGUACCAUGGCGACGCAGCAGGCCUUUGGAGGGACCUGGCCAACUUCUGGACGGGGUUCCUCCUCCACUUGGUGGCCAACACUGGAGCAGCCACGCACCAGCGGCAUCUCGCCGGCGACAGUGAGCUCAUCACACACCUGUGGGCGCUGCUUACGCACGCCGGCUAUCGUGGGAACGCCGUCCACGGUGAGCAGGGCCUAGACCAGGAGGACAUCCCGGAUAUCAACCAGCAAGCCGCCAACUCAUGA